AUUUGAUGGACCCAGAGGUGGCUAAGAUCCAUAACAAGAUUGCAAAUAACAAAUUUGAUCAAGAACGAAGCCGUCUUUGGAAUGAACUCGAUCUAGAAUUGCAAGAAAAGGGUUUGAUGAACCAAGAAGUGGCUUUAAAAUACAACGAUAUUGCAUUGCACCUUCUUCAUGAAGAAGGAAGCUUUGACGAAGCCAUGGAACUUUUUCAACUCAGGCUGGAAAUUGAGAAGAAAGUCUUUCAAUGUGAUGAUCAUCAGCAAAUGGCAACAACAUAUCAUAAUAUUGGUUCUGUCUUGAAAGCUCAAGGCAAGUACGAUGCAGCAAUGGAACAAUAUCAAACGGCACUUGAGAUCGUAUUGAAGACACUUGGGCGGGAACACUCCACAACUGCAUCAACAUAUCAUAAUAUUGGAGAUGUCUUGAAAGCUCAAGGCAAGUACGAUGCCGCAAUGGAACAAUACCAAAGGGCGCUUGAGAUUCAAUUGAAGACACUUGGGCCGGAACACUCCUCAACUGCAAUAACAUAUCGUAGUAUUGGAUCUGUCUUGGAAGCUCAAGGCAAGUACGAUGCCGCAACGGAACAAUACCAAAGGGCGCUUGAGAUAAAAUUGAAGACACUUGGAACGGAACACUCCUCAACUGCAACAACAUAUCAUAAUAUUGGUUCUGUCUUGAAAGCUCAAGGCAAGUACGAUGCAGCAAUGGAACAUUACCAAAGGGCGCUUGAGAUAAAAUUGAAGACACUUGGACCGGAACACUCCUCAACUGCAGCAACAUAUCAUAAUAUUGGAGGUGUCUUGGAAGCUCAAGGCAAGUACGAUGCCGCAACGGAACAAUACCAAAGGGCACUUGAGAUAAAAUUGAAGACACUUGGGCCGGAACACUCCUCAACUGCAACAACAUAUCAUAAUAUUGGUUCUGUCUUGGAAGCUCAAGGCAAGGCGCUUGAGAUCCAAUUGAAGACACUUGGAACGGAGCACUCCUCAACUGCAACAACAUAUAAUAAUAUUGGAUGUGUCUUGAAAGCUCAAGGCAAGUACGAUGCCGCAACGGAACAUUAUCAAAGGGCGCUUGAGAUCCAAUUGAAGACACUUGGAACGGAGCACUCCUCAACUGCAACAACAUAUAAUAAUAUUGGAUCCGUCUUGAAAGCUCAAGGCAAGUACGAUGCCGCAAUGGAACAAUACCAAAGGGCGCUUGAGAUCGAUUUGAAGACACUUGGAACGGAGCACUCCUCAACUGCAACAACAUAUCAUAAUAUUGGAUCCGUCUUGAAAGCUCAAGGCAAGUACGAUGCCGCAAUGGAACAUUAUCAAAGGGCGCUUGAGAUUAACUUGAAGACACUUGGACCGGAACACUCCUCAACUGCAACAACGUAUCACUCCAUUGCUACUGUCUUCGAACUCCAAGGGAACAACAAUGAAGCCAUAGUUCAAUAUCAAAAGGGCAUUGAGAUCCAGUUGAAGACACAUGGAUUUAGCGAUGCAGACGCUGGACUGAUAUUAGGGGAAUUUGGAGAUCAUAUGGAGAAUGAAGGGGAGCAAAACCAAGCCGUUGCUUCAUUCCAACUAGCUAUCGUGAUGUUGCGCCAAAAUCUUGGAGAGAAUCACACGAGUGUUGUUGAUCUGCAACGCAAAUGCCAAAGAAUUGGCGCGGCAGCAAGAUAA
Molecule: messenger RNA, 1667 nt
Organism: Cylindrotheca closterium
Lineage: Eukaryota; Bacillariophyta; Bacillariophyceae; Bacillariales; Bacillariaceae
Source: the annotation of a GenBank genome assembly